Molecule: messenger RNA, 2334 nt
Organism: Esox lucius (northern pike)
Lineage: Eukaryota; Metazoa; Chordata; Actinopteri; Esociformes; Esocidae
Gene: srsf5a
Product: serine and arginine rich splicing factor 5a
Exons: 8
Coding region: 121-1053 (310 amino acids)
Cellular component (GO): cytoplasm; nucleus; ribonucleoprotein complex
Molecular function (GO): mRNA binding
Source: RefSeq, a predicted model, not a curated record
CCUUUUGGUGCUAAAGAGCAUCCGGUUUCUACCUCCUUGUGUCAGUCGCCAUUUUGUUACACACAGACGCAGUCGAUCAGAAGUAACGGAGAGAAAACACAAAGACAAUAUAAAUACAUCAUGAGUGGAUGUCGUGUGUUCAUCGGUCGUUUGAGCCCCCACGCUCGUGAGAGGGACGUGGAGAAAUUCUUCAAGGGAUAUGGACGGAUUCGCGAAGUCAAUUUGAAGAAUGGAUUCGGCUUCGUGGAGUUUGAUGACCACAGAGACGCUGACGAUGCAGUGUACGAACUGAAUGGCAAGGAACUCUGCAGCGAAAGGGUGACGAUAGAGCAUGCCCGCUCCAGAAGAGGGAGGGGUGGUCCUGGGAUGGGCGGUGGUGGCGGAGGGCGCUUCUCCCCUCGUUUCAGUGGCUACCGCCAGGGGUCUGGUGGUCGCAGUGGUGGCGGCGGUUCCAGUAGAUAUGGACCUCCGGUGCGCACAGAGCACAGAAUCAUUGUGGAGAACUUGUCGUCACGCAUCAGCUGGCAGGACCUGAAAGACCUGAUGAGGAAAGUUGGCGAGGUCACCUUUGUGGAUGCCCACAGAACCAACAAGAAUGAAGGAGUGGUGGAGUUCGCGUCACACAGUGACAUGAAGAACGCCAUUGAUAAGCUUGACGGAACCGACUUAAAUGGGCGCAAGUUGAAGCUGUCUGAGGAUCGCAAGAGCCGCCGCAGCAGGAGUCGUUCCCGCGGCUCCCGCAGCUAUUCCCGCUCCCGUAGCCGCUCCCGCUCCAAGUCUCCCAGCCGUAGCAGGAGCCGUAACCGCUCCAGGAGCCCCCGUUCCCGCUCUGCCAGCCGCACGCCGGAGAAGAAGCCGUCUUCCGGAGCAGGGGGCCGGGCCACGCACCGCUCCACCUCACGCUCCCCGUCCCGAUCCAGAUCCCGUACCCCUCCCCCGCGCUCCCGUUCCCCCGCCCCCCGUUCUCGCACUCCUCCCUCCCGUUCCCCUGUCGCAGCCCGGAAGCCGUCCCGGUCUCGGUCUCGCUCUGCUUCGGUCGAGAGCCAGCACUGAGCGGCGCUAUCCUGGUGCGGUUUCGUGGUGGUAGUGCAGCGGCGGCUGGUGGAGGGGAGGACGGGCUCAUUGGUAUCCAUGGCGAGGGACAGUGUUUGACAGCUCCGUAUUCUGUUCCAUCUUUUCCCGAAGAGCCUGUCCUCUCAUUUUUAGAGUAACUGCCAGCCUCCGUUGCUGUAGUAGCGUGGACUGAAGCGUUGUCCAUGUCUUGCUCAGACCGUGGCGGCUGGCCUGAGCAGUUUGGCGGCCUCUCAGCUAGCGUGGGACUGAUGGAUGGAUGAAUGAAGAGGAGGCUUGCCUUGGGGAUGCUGUGUUCUCCUACAAUCUCUCAUUUUUAAAACCUUUGGUCAUGAUUGUGCCAGUAUUUUGGCCACCCUAUAAUGUGUGUAAGUAAACAAAUAUUUUAGGGAAUUUAUUUUUAUUUUGGGACGUCUUUUUGUUUUACACAUUAUAGGGUGGAUCUUGCUUCCCCAGUUCAACUUCUAAUUUUGUCUUUGCUCUCUAAAUAAUUAAACAUUUCCUUUUUGAGAAACAAACUUUUAAUCAGAUGUACAGUGUGAUUUCAGUGUGCCCUGUUAAUGAUCUGUACCGUUUUCUCUGCAGGUUGCUCUGUCUUGCGAUUCAUUACAUUUGUUUGAACUGUAGAAUUGAGGUUUUCCAUGCUUCCUGCUCCAGGUCUAGUACAAUGCCUGUCAGUGAUUCCACUUCACGCUUCAAACCCCCCCAAAAAGCUGAAACAUUAAUGAAGAUAACAUUGCUUUUUUUCUUUUCCCUACAUGCAUUUCACAAAUCUUUAAAUGGGUAUUCCAUUGCAGCUCUCCUGUAUGGUGAAAGUGUAAUCUGAUUGCUUUCUCAGUUUGUUUUGGUGUACUUGGUGGGGGCGGGGCAAUCAUAGCCAUGUACGUGUUCUGAUUUGUCUUAGUUUCUGUUCAAAGUGACUCAGCAGAAAUGUACUUCGAUUGUUGACCCAGGUUAUUUUUAGUGUCCUUGGCUUAUUUUUAUUUCUCCUGCGUUUAUUUGCUUUGGGUUGUUAUCGGGGGAAGUUGUAACCAAACGAACAGGGUCCUGAAUGAACUUCUUCAGUAGUAACCGGUUUUCGGAGAAAACUGUUUUCCCUGUUGUGGAAUAGAUACAACCCAACUUUCUUAGGUCUUAAUGCGUUCUGAGGGGAUCCGACGCGUUUGACAAACAGCGUUUGCUGGUUGUCACAGUCAAGGAAAUGUGAAUUGUUGACUCAACUGAUUUGCUACAAAAUAAAAUAAUUCUUGCAAGUGUCUUUAA